Messenger RNA from Spodoptera frugiperda (fall armyworm), 4839 nucleotides. RefSeq lists its product as uncharacterized. Lineage: Eukaryota; Metazoa; Arthropoda; Insecta; Lepidoptera; Noctuidae. The record is from RefSeq and is a predicted model, not a curated record. Gene Ontology annotation, cellular component: nucleus. Gene Ontology annotation, molecular function: RNA polymerase II transcription regulatory region sequence-specific DNA binding; DNA-binding transcription factor activity, RNA polymerase II-specific. The coding region runs from base 275 to 1864 and encodes 529 amino acids. Gene Ontology annotation, biological process: regulation of transcription by RNA polymerase II. The transcript has 4 exons.
UCAGCUGACAACCAAAGCAAAACAGUCGGUGCGCGACCAUCUUGUCAAAACUCUGAGUCGGUGACAACAAAUAAAUAUUGUAAAAUGUCCUAAAACGCUCUAAAUGACAUAACUAUCUUAUUGUAUUUAAUAAAGUAUCGUGCAUAUUUUAUGUUGGUGUUGUUUUCGAAGUAGUUACUAUAUAUUUUACUCGAUUUUUCGGGUUUGUGUUGCGUCAAAUGACGUCAUGUAUGUGAUUAUACACGUAUCGCGGCUGACGAGUUUAUAGUUUAAAAUGCACGAUCAAGAGGGUGAUGGCGAGCCGGCGCAUCACGCGCGUCGCCCGAUGAACGCAUUCCUCAUCUUCUGCAAACGUCACAGGAGCGUUGUUCGCGACAAAUAUCCUAAUCUUGAGAACAGAUCAAUCACUAAGAUCCUCGGCGAGUGGUGGGCUAACUUGGACAAGGAAGAAAAGGCUUGUUACACAGGUCUUGCUAAACAGUACAAAGACGCGUUUUUCAGCGCCAACCCUGACUUCAAGUGGUACAAGUUGCCCGCGCCACCGCUCCGCACGCUGUCCUCCCGGCCCAGAGACUCCAACGAGAAGCCCGUCGAGUCCCCCAACAGUGACCAGCAUGACCAAGAACUGGAGAAAACCAACAACAACUCUACCAAGGUAGACUUCAACAAGAAACCCAGGGAAGACUCCUUUGAAGCUGAGUCUAAACCGCUUUCCAUGUUCACUCCUGGAAAACUGGCUGACGAAGCCCAAAUGGGAGGUCUCAGCAGCCUCCUCGCAACUAAGACUGAUACUCAAAUUACAAAUCCAUAUUACUCACCCCCUUGCUUUAAAUUUAACGCGAUCUCAACACCAAACGAAAACAGAUCUCAUAACGUAAUAGAGAGGGCCAAAACGAAAGGUGAUGACGACAUACAAAAAUUACAGGGUGUCCUCACCGAAACCUCGAAGAUUUUCGAACAACAGUUACAAGAGAAGAAAAGGAUAUACUACGGUAUACCGAACGACCAGUUCACCAACCAGGAUGUGAUAGACCAAAUAGUCGAUAAGAGAUACUCUAAAGACGAUGAGUACGGUUGCCAGAGGAACUGGUCGGAUGACGAGAAGAACAUGAGGUCUGAUAGAUCGUGCAAGGGGAAGAGGUACCAGGAGUUCAUGGCUGUUGGGGGCCUCAUAGUGAACAAGCGACAGAAGCGGGACUCGGACAAGCCAGACGAGAACUACAGCGCGACCUGUAGCUGGGAUCCUGGCAGUCUGCGGGACGACACGAUGGACGACGAGCCCAACAACAGCAACGACAAGCCGGCCGACUGCGACGACAAGCUCGACACUGCGGACAUGCCUGAACCCGACAAUAAUGCCAACAAAACAUUCAAGGCUGCCGACUUUGAUUUAGAUGCUAAAAUUAGAGCCCUGCCUUCACUUAGUCUAGAGAAGUUCCAGCAGAAGAAACGUGAGAACAAACGCAAGAAGAAGACCGUCAACUUGAAACCAAAAGCACUGGAGACAUCGCAGAUAGUCAACUCAGUUCCUAGGUCCAUGAUGGAGGAGAGGCGGGAGACGGCGGAGCACUGGCGAGACACCGUCAUCGGCAGCCAGAAGCGCAAGCCGCGCAAGAUCAGCAUCACGCGGCUGGAGAUCAACAGCAUGGUGUCGAGCGUGGACCUGGAGGCGCAGCAGACCAGCCCGCAGAUGAAGAUCGCGACGGAGGCGCCGGCCCCCAUGUGCCGCCAGUCGCCGCUGGCCGGGGACCUGCUGGCGCUGGCCACGCUGGCCGAGGUGGCCUCCAACACCUCCAAGCUGGACGACUCCGCCAUGCACUACAUGACCGCCAAAGCGAGCGACUCCAACGCUUCCAUGGUAUGAGAUACCGACACAACUAGCCUUAAUAUAUUAUUCCAAAUAUUAUUUACUUUGUAAUCAGAUAAUAUUUAUAUAUAGAUCUAAUUUUACAUUUUACGCAUAAAAAUUAAUAUUAUUGUACACUUUUAACUGUAGUUUUUAUAACGUAGCGAUAGAAAUAUUUAUAUUGAAAAUAGAAAAAAAAGAAAGUAUAUGUAUACCUUACGUUAGUUUAAAAACGUCGUUUAGGCUGCUAAAUACUGCUUUGUUUAGGACUAGAAAAAGUAAGAGUGAUAGUUGUAUGUCCAGACGAAUAACAACAAAGCAUAAUGAUUUAUAUUAUAGUAAGAACAGAUACAAAUACAUUACAAUUAUGAUAUCUUAAGGUGUUAUCGUCGUGUCGCGGGAUUCGUCGCCGCCAUUUCAUCACAUCAACGGUUAUAAAAUGCCAAACAAAUAAGUCAUUUUAAGAUAAUUGUAAACCUCAUUAUGUGUAAACUUAGGUUAUUUGAAUCGCCUUAAUAUUUUAGAGAUUUAAAUGAAGAUACUAAGACACCACAUGCAUAGACUGCAUUGCAUUUUUAAGGUGACUUAUUUCUCGUUUUAUUGCAAACGUGCAAUGAUUUAUCAUUUAUAUUUAAUAUUUAUAUUAUACAUUAGUGGCUGUAGUCACGUGUUUUUGUAAAAAGCGAAUUUAUCACAACAACUAUGGCAACUGGUGGAAGGGAGUUGGAUGUAGCGUAAGGCUGGAAAUAUUGUGUGUUGCCUUAAAAUUAAAUGAUGUAUACAGUGAGCUGUAUCAGUGGUAUGUAACUCAUAGGUACUCAUUUCGAGCUGUCGAGUAUGGGGUUACAUGAUCAAAUGUACAUAUGACUCAAUGUACAACAUAAUACGCUAAUUGUGAGCGCCUUAUAUUGCUGUAUUCGCACUUUGUAUUAGCGAUAUUGUGUAAACAGCUAACUCGCUUGGUUUGAUUCAAAUUAACAAAUGAAUAAAGAAGAAUUCAUUGGAGUUACUGUGAAUAUAUCACUACUAUUUCAGUAAUGAAUUUCCAGCCUAAGAUUGGGACUUUUGUUGAAAUUCUAGUAAAAACCUACUAAGUAGUGCCCGUGCAAUCCUUUGUACAUAUUGUUAUUGAAUGUUUAUUUAAUUGUUUUAGUCAUACUCUAACAAAGAUCCCAAUCUAAAUAUUAUUUUAAACGAAAGAUUUUUAUGAAUCUUUUUGAAAGUUUUUAUUAAACUUUCACGAGGUAUAGAAACAAGAUGCGGUAUGAGAAAAUCUAUUGUAAGGAAACGUGAUGCUAUUUAUAUAGAUAUGGAGCAAUUGGCGAAAGAGGUAGAGAUUGUAAUUUUUAUAGUUGCCAGAUGAGGCCUCAAAUACCGGCCGUAUCGCGCGAGUCAAACUCGCAAAACUUUUCUUUGUGAUAAAAAACUUUGACUAGUGCUGUUAGUUUUAACUUAAAAAUAUAUCACCAUUGUUUCAUAAUUAUUAUUUAUCGAAUUUCAUGAAUAAAAAAAAAACAUUUUACUCAUACAAAAAAAUCGAAAAAAAAAUCAUUCGAUUGAUCGUACACUGAUUAGAUUAAUCUUGUCCCUAUUAGGUACCUGAAGUUAUCGAAAAUUCAUGAAUUUCAUGUGAGAAAAAUAUUUUGAAAAAAUACUAAAAAAAAUAUAAGAUCAUUUUGAAACCAUUUUUAAGUUAUAAAAUAAAUGUCAAUAUUAUAUUAAUGUAGUAGUUUACAUGUUUGAAGAACAGUGUUUCUCAAAUUUUUGUUCUUGUUUAUUUUUGUAAUGGAUUUUAAGGGGUUUCUGUGAUUUUAUUCUAUCUCCUAUGUUAAGGUUGCCGGCGUGAAGAUUUCGUUUGCAGGUCUAGUCUAGAUUAGGGUUUAUAAUAAAAAAUGAUCAAGUACUAAAUUCGAAAAGUGCACUUAUAUUGUUUAUAAAGUUACAAACGAUGACACAAGCCAUAAUGUGACAUGCUCAUCCAAAGACCAAAUGUAUUUAGAAUAGAAAAGCUAGCAUGUAGAUAUUGUAUAUGUAAAAUAUAGGUGAUAUAUAUAUAAUAAAUAUUUAACAACUUGUCAAUAUUGUGGCAUUCCAAAAUGUCAAAAUUAUCAUGUUACUCUAUAUCUUGAAAUGUAAAUUUAUUGCAUUUUAUUUUAUGUUUUUUCAAACAUUUUUAUUUUCAAAUAGAUUUUAAACCUAUAAUAAUUGUUGAUUUUUAUGUAAAGUUUAAUGGAUUGUUACGUUUUAUUAUGAAGUGGUGAGCUUUCGACGGUUCCUAUACGAGAUUUUUAAUGAUGAGCUUUACAGGGCUUUACUAUAUCAAUCAAAGUAAAUAAAUAAUACUACAUAAAUAACAGAUUACUUAUGAAAAAAUAUAUAUUUUGCCUUGUCGAGAUAGAGCCUUAUUUUAUAAUGAAAAAUAUCUAGUAUUAAGGCUAAUUGAGAAGGGGCCAUUAUCGGAAAAGGGAAUUUAGAAAUAACACAAUUUUUAAAUUAUAUUUAUUAAACACAGAAUAUAUUUAUGGGAAUGGUGAGAUUAUGAUUGAAAUCUCUAAAUUGAAACCUGUAGGAUCCGAUAUGAAUAAAUAUGGUGCUGGAAGAUCUGUAUUACUUUAUUUUAAGAACCGCAGUCCUCAGCACGUGAGAGGACGGUUAGUCAAAGUAGGUAUUGUAAUGAAUUAUUAUCGUUAUUUUUAAGAUAACAAUCGCAAUCACUUUGUGCUAUGUAAUAUAUAUUUAUAUAAAAUAUCCUGAACAAACAGUACAUUGGUGUAGCGCAAAUUGAUUGUUGAUGAUUUUUUGUAUCGGUACGGGAAAAUUUAAUGUAGUUUGAGAAACACUGGUCUGGUUUAAUAUAAGUUAGGGCAUAAUAUGUCGGUACCCAAAGUGUUUACCUGUUCGGUUCCAAAGUAUAUUGUUGAAAUGUUUUGUUACAAACCGCGGUUCAAUCUAUAUCCUUUUAUUGUAGUAAUAAAGUUUAUUCAUAUUAACAA